AUGGAAUACAUGGACGAAGAUAUCGUAGCCCAGUACUUUUACAAAGGCGCGAAAGUUGAGAUCAGCUGCAAAGACGAAGGCAUUCAAGGCUCUUGGUACGCGGGCACUGUCCUUAGCCACCGAAAAUCGAAAAGGAAUUCUUGCAUGAAGGUGCUAGUGAAGUACAAAACCCUGUUGAACAACGAGGGCACUCGGCGGCUGAGGGAGGAGGUGGACGCGAUACAUCUGCGGCCGGCCCCGCCGCCGGAGAACCGCCGGAUGUUCGAGUCCAGUGAGAAUGUGGACGCGUAUUACCAUGACGGGUGGUGUGAGGGUGUCAUAACUGAAGUGUUGGGGGAGGAUAAAUACAGGGUGUUCUUCCGGGACAGCCGGGAGCAGAGGAACUUUAAGGCUUCCCGGCUGAGGCGCCACCAUGAGUGGGUCAUCGGGAAGUGGUUCCCGCCUUUGGAACAAGGAUACGACGUCUCGCCUCCAUUGAAGCAGCCAAAGGUUGAGGAAGUUUCAACCUCAACAAAAGUGAAGUCUAACAAAAGGACAAUUGACAAUAAUUUUAGCCCAGGAGCACCGAUAGAAGUCAAUAAUGACGAAGAUGGUUUUGACGAUGCUUGGUUUGAUGCAACUGCUGUCAAAAAAUCAGGAGCACCGGAAGUUUCAACUGAAACUAAAGUGAAGCCUAACAAAGAAAGAAAUGUCGAUUAUUUUCGCCCUGGAGAACCUGUUGAAGUCAGUAGUGAUGAAGAUGGAUAUGAAGGUGCUUGGUUUCCUGCAACUAUUGUCAAAAAAUUAGAUAGCGGGUACCUAAUUGAGUAUCAAACCCUCAGAAACGAAAAUGACACAGAUUUCCUGAGAGAAGAGGUUGACAGUUUGCAUAUAAGGCCAUGCCCACCCGAUAUUGAACUACUUGAUCGUUUUGAAGUUCUUGACAAAGUUGAGGCUUUGUAUGAUGAUGUUUGGUGGGUGGGUGUUAUCUCCAAAGUUCGAAAAUAUGAUGAAUACAAUGUAUACUUUAGGAGCUUCGAUGAGGAAUUGGAAUUUAAGCACUCGCGUCUCAGGGCACAUCAGAAUUGGAUAAAUGGGAAAUGGGUUUUUGCCCCCAAGGUACAAUUUUAUGAGUUCAGAUUUACAUUCUUCUAA
This is a messenger RNA of Fraxinus pennsylvanica, 1134 nucleotides long. The record is from the annotation of a GenBank genome assembly. Lineage: Eukaryota; Viridiplantae; Streptophyta; Magnoliopsida; Lamiales; Oleaceae.